Symphalangus syndactylus (siamang) is the source of this 12266-nucleotide messenger RNA. It is a transcript of the gene NOS1, whose product is annotated as nitric oxide synthase 1. Gene Ontology annotation, biological process: nitric oxide biosynthetic process. Gene Ontology annotation, molecular function: nitric-oxide synthase activity; NADP binding; flavin adenine dinucleotide binding. NCBI's taxonomy places the organism in Eukaryota, Metazoa, Chordata, Mammalia, Primates, Hylobatidae. The record is from RefSeq and is a predicted model, not a curated record.
CCCAUAAACCAGUCGGGUUGGACGUCACUGCUAAUUCGUUUCAGCGAUGAUAGGAUAAAGGAGGGACAUUAAGAAAUAAAUUCCCCCUCACGACCCUCGCUGAGCUCACGGCUCAGUCCCUUCAUAUUUAUGCCGCGUUUCCAGCCGCUGGGUGAGGAGCUACUUAGCGCCGCGGCUCCUCUGAGGGGCGGCCGGGCAGCGAGCAGCGGCCGAGCGGACGGGCUCAUGAUGCCUCAGAUCUGAUCCGCAUCUAACAGGCUGGCAAUGAAGAUACCCAGAGAAUAGUUCACAUCUAUCAUGCGUCACUUCUAGACACAGCCACCAGACGCGUCUCCUUCCCUUUCUGCCUGACCUUAGGGACACAUCCCACCGCCUCUCUUGACGUCUGCCUGGUCAACCAUCACUUCCUUAGAGAAUAAGGAGAGAGGCGGACGCAGGAAAUCAUGCCACCGACGGGCCACCAGCCAUGAGUGGGUGACGCUGAGCUGACGUCAAAGACGGAGAGGGUUGAAGCCUUGUCAGCACCUGUCACCCCGGCUCCUGCUCUCGGUGUAGCCUGAAGCCUGGCUCCUCCUGGUGAAAUCAUCUUGGCCUGAUAGCAUCGUGAGGUCUCCAGACGGGACCCCUCAGAAGCUGGUUACCAUGGAGGAUCACAUGUUCGGUGUUCAGCAAAUCCAGCCCAAUGUCAUUUCUGUUCGUCUCUUCAAGCGCAAAGUUGGGGGCCUGGGAUUCCUGGUGAAGGAGCGGGUCAGUAAGCCGCCCGUGAUCAUCUCUGACCUGAUUCGUGGGGGCGCCGCAGAGCAGAGUGGCCUCAUCCAGGCCGGAGACAUCAUUCUUGCGGUCAACGGCCGGCCCUUGGUGGACCUGAGCUAUGACAGCGCCCUGGAGGUACUCAGAGGCAUUGCCUCUGAGACCCACGUGGUCCUCAUUCUGAGGGGCCCUGAAGGUUUCACCACGCACCUGGAGACCACCUUUACAGGUGACGGGACCCCCAAGACCAUCCGGGUGACACAGCCCCUGGGUCCCCCCACCAAAGCCGUGGAUCUGUCCCACCAGCCAUCGGCCAGCAAAGAACAGCCCCUGGCAGUGGAUGGGGCCUCGGGUCCCGGGAAUGGGCCUCAGCAUGCCUACGAUGAUGGGCAGGAGGCUGGCUCGCUCCCCCAUGCCAAUGGCCUGGCCCCCAGGCCCCCAGGCCAGGACCCUGCGAAGAAAGCAACCAGAGUCGGCCUCCAAGGCAGAGGGGAGAACAAUGAACUGCUCAAGGAGAUAGAGCCUGUGCUGAGCCUUCUCACCAGUGGGAGCAGAGGGGUCAAGGGAGGGGCACCUGCCAAGGCAGAGAUGAAAGAUAUGGGAAUCCAGGUAGACAGAGAGUUGGACGGCAAGUCACACAAACCUCUGCCCCUCGGUGUGGAGAACGACCGAGUCUUCAAUGACCUAUGGGGGAAGGGCAAUGUGCCUGUCGUCCUCAACAACCCAUAUUCAGAGAAGGAGCAGCCCCCUGCCUCAGGAAAACAGUCCCCCACAAAGAAUGGCAGCCCCUCCAAGUGUCCACGCUUCCUCAAGGUCAAGAACUGGGAGACUGACGUGGUUCUCACUGACACCCUCCACCUUAAGAGCACAUUGGAAACGGGAUGCACUGAGUACAUCUGCAUGGGCUCCAUCAUGCAUCCUUCUCAGCAUACAAGGAGGCCUGAAGACGUCCGCACAAAAGAACAGCUCUUCCCUCUCGCCAAAGAGUUUAUUGAUCAAUACUAUUCAUCAAUUAAAAGAUUUGGCUCCAAAGCCCACAUGGAAAGGCUGGAAGAGGUGAACAAAGAGAUCGAAACCACUAGCACCUACCAGCUCAAGGACACAGAGCUCAUCUAUGGGGCCAAGCAUGCCUGGCGGAAUGCCUCGCGCUGUGUGGGCAGGAUCCAGUGGUCCAAGCUGCAGGUAUUCGAUGCCCGCGACUGCACCACGGCCCAUGGGAUGUUCAACUACAUCUGUAACCACGUCAAGUAUGCCACCAACAAAGGGAACCUCAGGUCUGCCAUCACCAUAUUCCCCCAGAGGACAGACGGCAAGCAUGACUUCCGAGUCUGGAACUCCCAGCUCAUCCGCUACGCUGGCUACAAGCAGCCCGACGGCUCCACCCUGGGGGACCCGGCCAACGUGCAGUUCACAGAGAUUUGCAUACAGCAGGGCUGGAAACCGCCGAGAGGCCGCUUCGAUGUCCUGCCGCUCCUGCUUCAGGCGAACGGCAAUGACCCUGAGCUCUUCCAGAUUCCUCCAGAGCUGGUGUUGGAAGUUCCCAUCAGGCACCCCAAGUUUGAGUGGUUCAAGGACCUGGGGCUGAAGUGGUACGGCCUCCCUGCUGUGUCCAACAUGCUCCUGGAGAUUGGUGGCCUGGAGUUCAGCGCCUGUCCCUUCAGUGGCUGGUACAUGGGCACAGAGAUUGGUGUCCGCGACUACUGUGACAACUCCCGCUACAAUAUCCUGGAGGAAGUGGCCAAGAAGAUGAACUUAGACAUGAGGAAGACUUCCUCCCUGUGGAAGGACCAGGCGCUGGUGGAGAUCAAUAUCGCGGUUCUCUACAGCUUCCAGAGUGACAAAGUGACCAUUGUUGACCAUCACUCCGCCACCGAGUCCUUCAUUAAGCACAUGGAGAAUGAGUACCGCUGCCGGGGGGGCUGCCCUGCCGACUGGGUGUGGAUCGUGCCCCCCAUGUCCGGCAGCAUCACCCCUGUGUUCCACCAGGAGAUGCUCAACUACCGGCUCACCCCCUCCUUCGAAUACCAGCCUGAUCCCUGGAACACCCAUGUCUGGAAAGGCACCAACGGGACCCCCACAAAGCGGCGAGCCAUUGGCUUCAAGAAGCUAGCAGAAGCUGUCAAGUUCUCGGCCAAGCUGAUGGGACAGGCUAUGGCCAAGAGGGUCAAAGCGACCAUCCUCUAUGCCACAGAGACAGGCAAAUCGCAAGCUUAUGCCAAGACCUUGUGUGAGAUCUUCAAACACGCCUUUGAUGCCAAGGUGAUGUCCAUGGAAGAAUAUGACAUCGUGCACCUGGAACAUGAAACUCUGGUCCUCGUGGUUACCAGCACCUUUGGCAACGGAGAUCCCCCUGAGAAUGGGGAGAAAUUCGGCUGUGCUUUGAUGGAAAUGAGGCACCCCAACUCUGUGCAGGAAGAAAGGAAGUACCCGGAACCCUUGCGUUUCUUUCCCCGUAAAGGGCCUCCCCUCCCCAGUGGUGACACAGAAGUCCACGGUCUGGCUGCAGCCCGUGACAGCCAGCGCAGGAGCUACAAGGUCCGAUUCAACAGCGUCUCCUCCUACUCUGACUCCCAAAAAUCAUCAGGUGAUGGGCCUGACCUCAGAGACAACUUUGAGAGUGCUGGACCCCUGGCCAAUGUGAGGUUCUCAGUUUUUGGCCUCGGCUCACGAGCAUACCCUCACUUUUGUGCCUUCGGACAUGCUGUGGACACCCUCCUGGAAGAACUGGGAGGGGAGAGGAUCCUGAAGAUGAGGGAAGGGGAUGAGCUCUGUGGGCAGGAAGAGGCUUUCAGGACCUGGGCCAAGAAGGUCUUCAAGGCAGCCUGUGAUGUCUUCUGUGUGGGAGAUGAUGUCAACAUUGAAAAGGCGAACAAUUCCCUCAUCAGCAAUGACCGCAGCUGGAAGAGAAACAAGUUCCGCCUCACCUAUGUGGCCGAAGCUCCAGAACUCACACAAGGUCUAUCCAAUGUCCACAAAAAGCGAGUCUCAGCUGCCCGGCUCCUUAGCCGUCAAAACCUCCAGAGCCCUAAAUCAAGUCGGUCAACUAUCUUCGUGCGUCUCCACACCAACGGGAAUCAGGAGCUGCAGUACCAGCCUGGGGACCACCUGGGUGUCUUCCCUGGCAACCACGAGGACCUCGUGAAUGCCCUGAUCGAGCGACUAGAGGACGCGCCCCCUGUCAACCAGAUGGUGAAAGUGGAACUGCUAGAGGAGCGGAAUACGGCUUUAGGUGUCAUCAGUAACUGGACAGACGAGCACCGCCUCCCACCCUGCACCAUCUUCCAGGCCUUCAAGUACUACCUGGACAUCACUACGCCGCCAACGCCCCUGCAGCUGCAGCAGUUUGCCUCCCUAGCUACUAGCGAGAAGGAGAAGCAGCAUCUGCUGGUCCUCAGCAAGGGUUUGCAGGAGUAUGAGGAAUGGAAAUGGGGCAAGAACCCCACCAUCGUGGAGGUGCUGGAGGAGUUCCCAUCCAUCCAGAUGCCGGCCACCCUGCUCCUGACCCAGCUGUCCCUGCUGCAGCCCCGCUACUAUUCCAUCAGCUCCUCCCCAGACAUGUACCCUGAUGAAGUGCACCUCACUGUGGCCAUCGUUUCCUACCGCACUCGAGAUGGAGAAGGACCAAUUCACCACGGCGUGUGCUCCUCCUGGCUCAACCGGAUACAGGCUGACGAAGUGGUCCCCUGUUUCGUGAGAGGAGCACCCAGCUUCCACCUGCCCCGGAACCCCCAAGUCCCCUGCAUCCUCGUUGGACCGGGCACCGGCAUUGCCCCUUUCCGAAGUUUCUGGCAACAGCGGCAAUUUGAUAUCCAACACAAAGGAAUGAACCCCUGCCCCAUGGUCCUGGUCUUCGGGUGCCGGCAAUCCAAGAUAGAUCAUAUCUACAGGGAAGAGACCCUGCAGGCCAAGAACAAGGGGGUCUUCAGAGAGCUGUACACGGCUUACUCCCGGGAGCCAGACAAACCAAAGAAGUACGUGCAGGACAUCCUGCAGGAGCAGCUGGCGGAGUCUGUGUACCAAGCCCUGAAGGAGCAAGGGGGCCACAUUUACGUCUGUGGGGACGUCACCAUGGCCGCUGAUGUCCUCAAAGCCAUCCAGCGCAUCAUGACCCAGCAGGGGAAGCUCUCCACAGAGGACGCCGGCGUGUUCAUCAGCCGGAUGAGGGAUGACAACCGAUACCAUGAGGAUAUAUUUGGAGUCACCCUGCGAACGUACGAAGUGACCAACCGCCUUAGAUCCGAGUCCAUUGCCUUCAUUGAAGAGAGCAAAAAAGACAUCGAUGAGGUUUUCAGCUCCUAACUGGACCCUCUUGCCCAGCCGGCUGCAAGUUUUGUAAAGCGCGGACAGACACUGCUGAACCUUUCCUCUGGGACCCCGCGUGGCCCUCGCUCUGCCUCCUGUCCUUGUCGCUGUGCCCUGGUUUCUCUCUUCGGGGUUCUCGCCCCUCAGUGGUUUCCUCGGCCCUCCUGGGUUUACUCCUUGAGUUUUCCUGCUGCGAUGCAAUGCUUUUCUAAUCUGCAGUGGCUCUUACAAAACUCUGUUCCCACUCCCUCUCUUGCUGACAAGGGCAACUCACGGGUGCAUGAAAGCACUGGAACAUGGCCGUCACUGUGGGAGUUUUUUUCUCUGGGGUUCCCCUGGAAAGGCUGCAGGAACUAGGCACAAGCUCUCUGAGCCAGUCCCUCAGCCACUGAAGUCCCUCUUUCUCCUUUUUUAUGAUGACAUUUUGGUUGUGCGUGUGUAUGUGUGUGUGUGUGAUGGGCCAGGUCUCUGUCCGUCCUCUUCCCUGCACAAGUGUGUCGAUCUUAGAUCGCCACUGCUUUCAUUGGAGACCCUCAAUGCCAAGAAACAUGUCCCUGGCCCAUAUUAAUCCCUCGUGUGUCCAUAAUUAAGGGUCCAUGCCCAUGUACCUGAAACAUUUGGAAGCCCCAUAAUUGUUCUAGUUAGAAAGGGUUCAGGGCAUGGGGAGAGGAGUGGGAAAUUGAUUAAAGGGGCUGUCUCCCAAUGAAAGAGUCAUUCCCAGAAUUUGCUGCAUUUAGAUUCUGAUACCAGUGAGCAGAGCCCUCAUGUGACAUGAACCCAUCCAAUGGAUUGGGCAAAUCCCCUCCCCAAACCCACCCAUCCCAGCCAGAAUCACUUGGCCACAUCCAUUGACUCCCCCCUCCUCCAGCAAUAGCAUCCAAGGGGCCCGGAAGUUAUGUGGUUCAAAGAAGCCUGGUGGCAAUAAGGAUCUUCCCACUUUGCCACCAGGUGACUUUGGAUGGGUCACUUGUCCUCCAUGUUUCCUAGUCAUAAUGUCAUACGAACCUAAAGAAUAUGAAUGGAUUAAAUGUUAAAGCUUUGGGGCCUGGAAACAAUAUCAAGUAACAAUGUGAUUGUUAUUUUUUUAUUCCCCCAAAGGGGGCUUUGCUGCUUCUUCACCCUUGGGGAUGAAAUAAUGGAAGCUGGUUAAAGUGGAUGAGGUUGGAGAGAGUUGCCAUGAUGAGGUCCCACGUGGCUUCUUCGAUAGGAACCGCAACUUGGGGUGGGAAGAACUUGGCCCUCAGGCUUGUUGCCCUCUACAGUUGAUCUCCAAAGUUUUAAACCUGUUAAAGUAAUUUUGACAAAUACAUUACCCUCAACUCAGAUCAAAAAUGGGCAGCCAAGUCUUCGGUAGGAAUUGGGGCCGGUGCAAUUUCUCCCUAAGAGGCAACCUGUUGAAUUUACUCUCUCAGAGUAAAUGGUGGGAAGGGAUCCCUUUGUAUACUUUUUUAAAUACUACAAAUUAGUGUCAGGCAGUUCCUAGAAAGAGACAAGAAAUCCUAGUGGCCUCCCAGACUGCAGGGUCCCCAAGGAUGGAAAGGGAACGUUCUGCUGGUUCUACCCUGUUUGUUGUGUCUUGCCAUACAGAAAAACCACAUUUCUUUUACAUACUGUGCAUGGGCAUAUCUUGGUGUUCAGUUUGGGUGUCUGCUAAAGAGGAAGUGCACUGGCCCUCUUUGAAAGGGCUUUACAGUGGGGGCACCAAGACCCCAAAGGGCCCAGGCCAGGAGACUGUUAAAGUGAAAAGGCAAUCUAUGACUCACCUUGCUCUACCAUCCCUGGCAGCCCCCACCGGUGUCCUGUUCCUGCCACAUGGAGCUUGACUUCAUGCCAGCUAUAAUCUCCCCUGCCUUCCUUUAAUCUCAAUUUCCCCUGCUCAUUCUUCCACAGAUAUGAAGAACAAACACUUAGCAUCCCACACUCACCCCUUCUAUCCUGAAGGGAAGCCCAUUCUAAACUCCUUUCCUGCAAACCCAUUUCCAGCUCCUAGUAGCUUUCCUUGCAAAGGCUUUCUUUCCAAUCCUUUAUACCUUUGGAGACGCCUCCCCAAUUCCCCAGGGAAGGAAACUGCUGUGUCCAAUCCCCAUUAAAGAGAAAUUGGUCAGUGCUUCCCACUCCAAGUCAAGCUUUAUGCAGGAAUGCUUUUCCAUCAGGGAAUAAAUACUUAGAAGAGCUUACAUUGUGCCAGGCACCUCCUUUCUGCAUGUCCCUGCCCUUCUAGUAGCAGACAGACAGAAACAUUGUCUCGUUUUGUCAAGGAGUCCAAAGAAAUGAUUAUAAAACCAGGAUUCAUCCUUCUUCUCCAGAAAGAUUUUUUUUUAAGUAAACACCUUUCAAUCCCCAACACAAGCUGCUUCACAACUCCAGGCAGAAGGCAGGAGAGCGAUCUGAUGUGUUUCUUUCAUUUGCCAGAAUUCCUGGUACCAAAAGCCUUUCUCUGUUGAGUAACCUAUCAAGGACCAGAGUGGAAUCAAGAUUUAGAGUUACGCUCAGAUCAAGAGUGGGGAAAUACGGCCCUCUCGUGGUGGUUUUUCAUCCAGGCCUCGUAGCCAACUGUAAGUGCAAAACAGAAUUAAGCAAUGGGUAAGCAAAAUAGGGCUGACAAGGUAUUUGGGGGUUAUUCGGGUUAUGGCCUGUUUGUUUUCCUCUUCCCCCUGAAUUGGCCAGUAGCAACUCCAGCCCCAUUUCACAAAAGUGAGUUUGGCCAGGAGGAAUAAGAUGUCUCCUGAAAUAGGAACACCGGAACAUCAUGCUCACCUGCCAUCACUAUGCAUCCAGUUCCUGCAGCUUGUGUCGUGAAAGAGCAGAGAGAUGAUGUUAAACUCCUCGGGAGGAGAGAGGGCUUCUUUUGGUUUCCCUGGAGUGAGACAGCCAGGUGUCUUUCUUUUGCGGGGGGACACUUCAGACCCGUCAAAAUGGAAUUUUGGGAGCCGACCUGAGUGCAAAUCCUAAUUCUGCCCCUGUUGGUGCAGAUGGCUGUGGGCGGCUCACUUGACUUUUUAAGAUCUACAUACCCACCUGUAUAACAAGGUGGAUUGAACGAGAUGAUGCCCACGAAAUGCCCGGUUACAGUACCUGGUUCAAAACUUACUGCAUUUUAAUUUUUCACUUAACUUAUAACAUGUCUUGCUUCUCCCGUGUGUGGAAGGCACCAGGGAGUGUGCAGAGAUAAGCAAAACACAGUUCCUCUCGUGCAGAAGGUUAGAAUCUUUUUUUUUUUUUUUUUUUUUUGACAGAGUCUUGCUCUGUCACCCAGGCUGGAGUACAGUGGUGCGAUCUCAGCUCACUGCAUCCUCUGCCUCCCCCAGUUCAAAUGAUUCUUCUGCCUCGGCCUCCUUAGUAACUGGGACUACAGGCGCCUGCCACCACACCCAGCUAAUUUUUGUAUUUUUAGUAGAGUCAGGGUUUCACCAUGUUGGCCAUGCUGGUCUUGAAUUCCUGACCUCAAAUGAUCCACGCACCUCAGCCUCCCAAAGUGCUGGGAUUACAAGUAUGAGCCACCACACCUGGCCAAAGGUUAUAAUCUGAUGGAGAGAGACACCCGUCUUGGAACUGACAUAAAUUUCUGGGAUUUGAGAAAUGGAUGGGAUUUCACUUGUAGCUUCUGGAAGGUAAGAGUUGGCCAGGAAUUGGGAAGAGUGAGAGGAAAGGCACUCACAGGGAGCAUGUAAGAUAAAUUGAGGCUGGCUUUGGAAGGCUGAGGAGGGUGAGAAAAGGUGGGCUGGGACCAGACCAUGGGGAGAGGUGAGUGGCAUUACAAGAAAUUUAGGCUUUAUUCAGAAGGCAACAGGGAGUCCCUAAGAGUGUUUUUCAAAAGGGGACAUUAAGGCGAUUGGAGUUAUGCUUGGAAAAGAAAGUUCUGGCCACAGUAUAGAGCAUGGCCCGUUGAGCUGUUGGGGGGUUAUUGCUGCAACCGAGGCUUGAGUGAGGAAACAGGCAGAUGUAGUGAUAAAGAGACGCCAGGGACUGAAUCAGCAUACCUGGCGCCCCAUCCAUUGUAGAGGGUGAGAACAAAGGAGAAAUUAAAACAUCUUGCAGGCUGGGCGCGGUAGCUCAUGUCUGUAAUCCCAGCACUUUGGGAGGUCGAGGUAGGUGUAUCAGCUGAGGUCAGGAGUUGGAGACCAGUUGGCCAGUUAGUAGAAAUCCUGACUCUACUAAGAAAAUAACAAAAAUUGGCCGGGCAUGAUGGCACACGCCUGUAGUCUCAGCUACCUGGGAGGCUGAGGCAGGAGGAUUGCUUGAGCCUGGGAGAUGGAGGCUGCAGUGAGCCAAGAUUGUACCACUGUACUCUAGCCUGGGUGACAGAGCAAGACUCCAUCUCAAAAUGAAAUAAAUGAAAUAAAAUAAAAUAAAAUAAAUAAAAUAUAAAAUAAAAUAAAACAUCUUGCCCCUAGCUGAGAGAGAGGUCUCCGAAGAGCAGGCUCAAGGGAAAGAUGAGUUUUCAGAGCUGAUGUGAUAGUCAGCUUCUCUGGAGUCGACAGGGUGAAUCCUUCCCAAGUCCAGCCAUGCCCAGAUGCCCGGAGGGAAAACUGACCCCCAGCCAGUAGACAUUGGCUAAGAACACGGAAUCUUCUGACCAAACACGCUUUCAGCAGCUGCCUGCUCUGGACUUUGAAAGAGGUCAGGUCUUGCCCUAAGCUCAAAACAACUGAGCGGUGUCCUGACCUCCUAGCUCAUGGGGCAAAUGGUCCUGACAGGAUGGGCAAUCCGGAUGCCUGAGCCCCUUCACUCCUACAGCACCAGAACCUAAUGCAGCCUUUUCAUUCAUGCCAUUAGGAAAUCCAUGGACUUCUAGCCUGUGUUUUAAGCCAGCCAUGUUUCCUUGUAUAUUUCCCUACCCGCUGCCCCAGAUACCCAGCAUGCUGCUGUGGCCACCAUGUCCUCAAAGCCUUCUGUCUAUAUCAGGAAGGUAGUCUGAGACUGCCAGGAAGCAACAAGGAGAGAGAAACACUAACUAGUCUUCCUUUAUAACCCAUUCAUACUCUCUGGCUGUCCCCAACCUUCAUAGUCUCCUGCAUCCAAAUGUCCUCUUUGGCUCAAAAAGUAGGCCAGGCAUGGUGGUUCAUGCCUGUAAUAGCACUUUGGGAGACUGAGGUUGGGAGGAUCACUCGAGGCCAAGAGUUUGAGACCAGUUUGGGCAACAUAGCGAAAUCUCGUCUCUACCAAAAAAAAAAAAAAAAAAAAAAAAUUAGCUGGGCAUAGUGGCUUGCUCCUGUGGUCCCAGCUACUUGGGAGGCUGAGGCAGGAGGAUCACUUGAUCCCAGGAGUUCGAGGGGACAGUGAGCUAGGAUCGCACCACUGCCCUCCAGCCUGGGUGACAGAGCAAGACCCUGUCUCUAAAAAAAAAAAAAUUAAAAUGAAAGACUAGGCGCUGAGAUUGAGGAAACACAGGUCUGAGGGUCUGAGGGACUGAGGGAAGGGACCUGCCUCCCAGGGAGUCAACACAGAUGUUCCCCAUGAACAGGGAUUUGACCUUUGGAGGCCAACCUGGCCUGGCCUCUGCCCUUUAUCUCACACCCCCUAUCCUUGGCCCACUGCCAGUCCCUGCCUUGUGGCAAAGGGAGCCCAAAAGAAAAGCUGCCUUUCCCCAAAUGUAAGGACCCAGGUACACAUUCACCCAUGGAAAGCAGUGUCUGUUGAGAGUCUGUCUCCUAUUAAUACUUAUCAAAGCCACGUGCGAGGGAGGUGGUCAGGUGCCAAUAUGCCUUAGUAUGUUUAUAUGAGUUUGUUUUGUUCUAAAAUAUCCGAACAGUUCUGGUCAAGCGGGGCUAUGCCUGUCUGGCCCAAAACACAGUCCGUUAUUAACGAGAUGGCCCUGGCAGGCAGGAACAAAUCUGCCUCCAUGCACUGCUUCCUGUAGUCUUUUAGAAAAUGACUCUAGGACAUCAAAGUGCCCAGAUGUGACUCCUAAGUUCUAGGAGACUCUAGCGCAGGGUCUGUCAACCUCAACACUAUUGGCAUUUGGGGCUGGAUAAUUCUUUCUUGUGGGGGCCGUCUUGGGCACUGUAGGAAGCUGAGCAGCAUUCGUGGCCUCCAUCCAUGAGAUACCUGUAGCAGUAUCCUGCCAACGGUAACAAUCAAGUAUGUCAUCAGACAUUGCCCAACGUCCCCAGGGGGCAACACCCCUCUCUUGUACUUCACGGUCAAGAGAAUCUCUGCUGGCUACCCCAGGACUUCUCAUUAUAGAUUUCCCGGAACAAGCAGCAGAAACUUUGCCUAGCCCAAUGGUUGUUUCCAUUAUCUGCUGCCAAAGUGGGAUUUGAGGAUAUCUGGGGGAGGGGGCAUGGGGAGGGCAGCGUCCUUUCAAAAACCCCUCCCAAGCCAGGCGUGGUGGCUCAUACCUGUAAUCCCAGCACUUUGGGAGGCGGAGGCUGGCAGAUCACUUGAGGCCGGGAGUUAGAGACCAACCUGGCUAACAUGGCAAAACCCCAUCUCUACUAAAAAUACAAAAAUCAGCCCGGCAUGGUGGUGGGCACCUGUAAUCCCAUCUACUCGGGAGGCUGAGGCAGGAGAAUUGCUUGAACCCAGGAGGCAGAGGCUGCAGUGAGCCGAGAUGGUGCCACUGCACUCCAGCUUGUUGACAGAAUGAGACCCUGUGGGGGGAAAAAAAAAAAGCCCUCCCAUGCCAGAACAGAGGAUGGCAGUCCGUUUUGAUAAAACACUAUGUCCUUGGUGGUGGUUCUGAUUAAGAUCCACUGAGAUCCAGUGCUCUUGAGCUGGGUCUCAGUCCCCUCCCAUGUCCUGUGCUCUGCCGCCACUGUUUUCAUUGUUGUGUUCUCGUUGUGAUUAUUAAGACUCACACUCCUGGCUCAGCAGUGGUUUUCCAGAAGGGCCCAAAGAGCGGUGCCGGGCACCCCACGUCACAGUGUCCGUUCCGGGCUUGGGAAGCUGGGGAGGUGGGCAGACCUGGUUGCAUCUCACCACACACACACAUACACACACACACACACACACACACACACACGCUGUCAGAAACUCGGCCGUCCCCCCUACCUCUGAGCUCUCGAUGCUGCUAAUCUCUGCCAAGUGUCCCUGUGCUCCAGUACCUUCCUUGAAGGACUGACGCCCACCCCACGCUCUUUGUGAGGUUGUCCAGGCUGUGUUUGUCGCAUGCUCUUCUUCUGUAUAGUUCUCAUCUUCCAAUUUUAUGGGAUUCAACAAAAGCCUAUUAUGCUUGUUUGCAUUAUGGUUACAAUAUUAAAAAGUGGAUUCAA